CGAAGCGCUUCAACUACAGUGAAGAAAAAAAACACAGGAGCAAAAGUUUUUUUUUUUUUUUUACACGAGGAUGGACGGAGUGAAGCGGUCGGACUAACGCAUUCAUUUAUCUAAAGGAAUACAAAAUAAGUUUGCUAUUUAGGAGGACGAACCACGUCUUUGUUCGGAACAGAAUUCUUUUGUGAAUUUUUGUGUGAACUUUUGUGGCGUAAAAGAAGGAACGUGUGUUUUUUUGGGGAGAGUUUGGGGGAAAAUGUCUUCUUCGCAGGAGCUCGUCGCUAUGAAAUAUGUCGCCCUUCUGCUUCUUUUCACCGCAGUUGAACUCCUACACGGGAAUAUGGAGAGUUUAGAGCCGUGUCCGAGUCCCUGUACGUGCAGGAGCACUUUACUGGACUGUAGCCGGCUUACAAAUGGGUCCAACCUUCCGAGACUCCCUUCCUGGAUCACGCAAGUGGACCUGAGCCAUAACAAAUUACAAACACUUCCUGAAGAGCUGCUUUCCCAAGCGUACCACCUAACCGAAAUAGAGCUGGAUAACAACAAGUUGAAGACGAUGCCGGAUUUUGGCCCGUAUUCUGGCAAUAUCAGCGUCCUCAUUCUAGCUAAUAACAAGAUCUCGAGCGUAUCGACGGAGCAGCUCCGAGCAUUGUCUGCACUGGAGAUCCUGGACCUCAGCAGUAACAAGCUGGUGGACGUGAAGCGAUUCCCUACUCUGCCUCUGAAAAACCUGUUCAUGAAUUACAACCACAUCUCUGUGUUGGCGCCGGACUGCUUUAAGAACCUAUCAGACACCCUGCUGUUGUUGAAACUGAACAGGAACCAUCUGAACUCCAUUCCUGCCAAAACCUUCCAGCUUGACAACCUUCAGCACCUAGAUCUGAGCAGGAACCGGCUGCGACGAAUCAAAAGCUUGUCCUUCAACGGCCUUCCCGCACUCCGCUCGUUAAAUAUGCAGAGGAACCGCAUCGUGCGUCUGUUGGACGGAGCAUUUUGGGGCCUCAGCAAACUGGAUAUCCUGCAGCUGGACUACAAUAAUUUGACCGCAGUGAGUAAGGGUUGGCUGUACGGGCUGUCGUCCUUGCAGAAUCUACAUGUGGCUCACAACGCCAUCAGUCGCAUCAAAGCGGACUCUUGGGAACCCUGUCAGAAACUCGCUGAGCUCGACCUCGGCUCUAAUCAGCUGGUACGUCUGGAAGAGGGAAGCUUCAUGCGCCUGAGCGAGCUGAAGCAGCUCUUUAUCGGCUACAACCAGGUCAGCUUCAUCGCUGACGGAGCCUUCAGAGACCUCACCAGUCUGCACACGCUGGAUCUGGAAUAUAAUGAGAUUUCCUGGACCAUUGAGGAUAUGAAUGGACCCUUUUCUGCACUGAACAGUCUUCGAAAUCUUUUUCUUCAGGGGAAUCAGAUUCGAUCAGUUACCAAGAAGUCUUUCACAGGACUGGACUUGCUGGAGCGCCUUGACCUCAGCAACAAUGCCAUCAUGUCAAUUCAAGGAAAUGCCUUCUCCCAGAUGAAAAAACUAGAAGAGCUGCACCUGAACACGUCAAGUCUGCUCUGUGACUGCCAGCUGAAGUGGUUCCCGCUGUGGGUGGCAGAGAGCGCCUUCCUCUCCUUGGGCAACGCCAGCUGUGCCCAUCCACAGCCAUUGAAGGCCAAGAGUGUCUUUGCGGUCAGCCAGGACGAAUUUGUGUGUGCUGAUUUCCCCAAACCGCAAAUCACAGUGCAGCCUGAGACGCAGUCAGCCAUCAAAGGCACCAACGUGACCUUUGUAUGCUCUGCAGCCAGCUCCAGUGACUCGCCCAUGACCUUCGCCUGGAAGAAGGACAACGAGGUACUGAACAACGCAGAGGUUCACAACCAGGUUCAUCUUCGAGCGCAAACGGGCGAUGGGAGCCAGGUUACUGAGUACACGACCACACUGCAGCUGCGCCAUGUGGAAUCUUCCAGCGAGGGCAAAUACCAGUGCGUCAUCUCCAACUACUUCGGUUCCACCUAUUCCACCAAGGCCAAACUUACUGUCCACAUGCUGCCGUCCUUUUCUAAAAUUCCUAUGGAUCUGACGGUCCGCGUGGGAGCCACAGCCCGGCUAGAGUGUGCCGCUACCGGGCAUCCAACUCCUCAGAUAGCCUGGCAGAAAGACGGAGGCACUGACUUUCCAGCUGCAAGAGAGCGGCGGAUGCAUGUUAUGCCCAGCGAUGCCGUCUUCUUCAUUGUGAAAGUGAAAACGGAAGAUAUUGGCGUGUACAGCUGCACUGCCCAGAAUACAGCUGGCGCUAUAUCUGCGAAUGCCACAUUAACUGUACUAGAAAUGCCCUCUUUCCUGCGGCCACUGGCGGACCGCACUGUAGCAAGAGGCGAGACUGCUGUGCUGCAGUGCAUCGCAGGUGGAAGCCCUCCCCCACGCCUAAAUUGGACCAAGGAUGACGGGCCACUAGCGUUGACCGAGCGCCAUUUUUUUGCUGCUGGAAACCAGCUCCUGAUCAUCGUAGAUGCAGCAGAGGCUGAUGCCGGCACUUACACCUGUGAGAUGUCUAACCCGCUUGGCACAGAGAGGGGGAAUGUGCGCCUGGCUGUCUUGCCAAACCCUAAUUGUGAGACAAACCAGGCAGGCACGGGGUUACUGGGCCCAGCCGGCAGUGGAUCAGAUGAGGAUGGCUGGACUACAGUGGGCAUCGUCAUAAUCGCUGUAGUGUGCUGUGUGGUGGGCACGUCACUGGUGUGGGUGGUCAUCAUCUACCACACACGCCGACGCAACGAGGACUGCAGUGUCACCAACACUGAUGAGACCAAUCUGCCAUCAGACAUUCCUAGCUAUCUGUCCUCUCAGGGAACCCUGGCAGAGCGCCAGGACGGCUACGUUCCCUCCGAGAGCGGCAGCAAUUACCAGUACGUGAGCUCUUCCUUGGGAGGAAUCUACAUGCAGCCUAAGGACAUGAAAGGUGUAUGUCAACUAGACACAGGAAGUGAAACGGACAUGGAGGUGGCCAUUGAUCCUAUGCUUUGCCAUUUCCAAGGGCCUGCCGGCACACUGAUGAGGAGAGGCAACCUGUAUGGCCCAGAGCCCACAGACACGUAUAUAGGCUGUGCUGCAGAUCAGAGGCUUAUGUGCAGAGAUUCUUACAGUCCAUCGCUCCCCGGCCUAAAAAAGCAAGAGUAUUACACACACACUCCCUCGCUGUCCUCAGACCCUAUUGACCACAUGAGCUCCGGGAUGCUGGUACAUCGUGAGUUGGGAGAAUGUAUCCAGUCACAGCCCCCUUCCGCCUCCUACAUGGGAACUUUUGGUAAAGCACCAUGGAUGUCCCAACAGGAGCAUUCCCCCAGCCUCUGCACUUCAGUCUCUCACAAAGGAGCGACACUUCAUGAAAACCUGCACACGCCCCUCGAUUACGACUCCGAGCGCGAGGACGACAUCUCCACUCGUUCGCUUUCCCAAAAUCUGAAGGCGGACCAAGAUGGCAGUGUGUACGAGCUGCCGUCCGACAACAGGACAGUAGAGAGCUCCCUGAGCUCUCAAGCCCAUUCGUAGCACCACAGGCAGAGAAACAGAGACUGCACACUCCGUUUAUUUAAAUGAAUUCUACCUCAGCUUGGACGCUUCUUGUGCACGCUGGUUUUGAAUGUAAAAGGUAAAAAUGAAAAUUUAAAAAAAAAAAAAAAAAAAUU
Molecule: messenger RNA, 3666 nt
Organism: Ictalurus punctatus (channel catfish)
Lineage: Eukaryota; Metazoa; Chordata; Actinopteri; Siluriformes; Ictaluridae
Gene: lrig3
Product: leucine-rich repeats and immunoglobulin-like domains 3
Exons: 19
Coding region: 254-3529 (1091 amino acids)
Molecular function (GO): protein binding
Source: RefSeq, a predicted model, not a curated record